GACAAGAGAGGGAGGAACAGGUAUGUACCCAUGAUCACUUAGACCGACCUCACACUCAGGAGAAAGUUGACUUCUACACAAGUAAAAAGCAGUUACACUAAAAAGACAUUUAGACGGAGACCACAGUCGGUGGCGAGCUAACGAACAGUUCACACGUGGUGUGUGUGUGUCUGCGUGUCCACUGACAAAUGCACGAUGUUACUCCUGGCGUGUGUGGUCCUCGCCAAUACAUUCGCUGGAGCAGAGAUCAGGUCUGGCGGGUGGCGUCCCGUUGUCCCACACGGAGAGUCACAGAGCCAUCUAUCAGUCUCAUACCACACUGUACACGCCGGCGGGGAAGAGUCCCCGCCUCUGCAGUACUACCAUCAGCUCGGGGAGACCCUCGCUGCUGAAGACAGCAGGGGGCAAGACCACUGCGCCAUCUACAAAGUCUCCUUCAUACAGGACCUCUAUUUCCAGUACAUCCAGUACAAGACGUCACUGCCCGACUUCAAGGAGUUCACCGUCUGCAUGUGGCACAAAUUCUACAACCACUCGAGCGACCACCCACUCUUCUCUUACGCUGUGCCAAACCAGCCGCGUGCCAUCUAUCUGUGGGUUUCGAACAGUGCUCGCAGUAGCUACUUCAGCCUGUCGGUGGAGAGUCACACCUUCUUCAGACUCAACUACCCUCUGCGCCUUAACAGAUGGUACCACUCCUGCACCUCGUGGAACGGCCGAUCUGGCGAGUGGCAGAUCUGGGUAAACGCAGAGCGCGUAGGGCGAGGCUUUCACAACAGGCUCGUUGGCCACGUGAUACCAGGAGGUGGCAUUGCCAUCACUGGCCAAGAACAGCGGCAAUUUGGUGUGGAUUCUUGGAAAGGCUCUGGUGGUCUUCUGGGUGAGGUGACACAGCUGUAUUUGUACAAGGCUGCUCUCGCAGCUGGAAAGGCUCAUCGAGACCACAAACAUCAUCAUGGUAACCAUGUGAGCACCACCACACCUCAACCACCACCUGUCUCUACCGGCCCUCCGCUACCAUCACAUCCCCUUUUCAUAUCUGGGCAACUCAUACCACGACUCAACGUCCAUGCACAGCUUGGAGUGCGGCCUCAAAACCCAUCUCCUCUCCCAGGAAAUCCUCUGCUGGUAUCACCUUUACUUCAGCAGUCUGGAGGCAGUACAAGCAGCAUUUCGCUACCAGGUGUCUCUUCCUUUUCUAUACAUCAUGCACCUGGACCUACUGCAUCACUGGACAGCAGUCCAUUGGCCAUACAGCAAGACGGUGGCUCUCUCCUCAAUAUCCAGCACUCAUUGUUCAAAAGAGAUGACGAGCAGGAUAAAUCAGUCGCUGUGCAGGGCACAACAGCAGCAAGGUCAAAACGUAGCACAUCCACUCACAAAAAUAAAUUUCCUCCAAAGAAGUACCUUCUAACAAUCAAAGAUCAGAAACUCGACAGUGAAUUGAAGAAAUCAGACGGGAGGUCAGCAACUGAAGCACAAGGCAAACGCAGAGUCACAAAACGAGCCGUUGACUUCGGCGACGAUGACGACGGAAAUGGACAAUACUUUGAGUCUCUGGGUUCGUCACUUCUUGGAAACUCAGCAGGACUUCUGGGAGGAGAUUUCAAUCCAAUAAGCACUCCACAGCAGGAAGACAAUUAUGACCUAUCUGGUACAAGAGAUAAUUAUCCCAGAGAACCAGCUGAAGGGGAGGUGUUACAAGUGAUGAAUGUCUGCUCAGGGUGUGCUCCAGAACCAUUCAAGAAAGCAGAGCUCAUAUCCUGGAGAAAUACACCCAAGAAACUGUACUCUGGAGCACUUUACACUUUGGCCAACCCGGUGUGCAGGAGGUUUUAGGCUAGUCUAUUGUUAAUGUUGCCAUUAAUGGUGGUUCACAGUGCUGGAUUCAAAGAUGUAAACAUGGGAAAACAUUCUUUGGACAUUUUCAAAUGUCUGGACUGGACAUGUACGAUAUUUUAGAGGCCACUUCAAACUUCAGAUAAAAGGAAAAGGGUUAAUAACAUAGUCAGAUUUCAUCCAAUGGGCCUGUGCAAUAGAUAGACCACACCCUUUCCUUUUACCAGAAGACGAAACGCCGCACAAUGAUUCAGUCAAAAUGUGUCUAUGGUCAAAGACAUCACCCAGCACCUGGUGAUAUCAAUAUUAGCCUUUAAAAUGGACACGUAUGAAGACAUUCCUGUUGUUUGUGUGUGCAUUUAUGGGUUUAGAGGCACAUCGGCUGCUAAGGCCGAGAAGCCAAUAACAACCGCCAAGUAUUUAUUUAAGUCACAGUAUUACAGUGCCUGAGGGGAAGAGACCGCUGGGGAGACCUAGACGUAGAUGGGAGGAUAAAGUCAGGCGGGAUCUAUGGGAGAUAGGAGUUGAAGGAGACUGGAUUUUGUUGGCCCAGGACAGGGUCCGGUCGAGGGCUUUGGUUAAUUCGGUGAUGAACCUUCGGGUUCGGUAAGCCAUCUAGUUAGUUAGUUAGUUAUUACAGUGCAUGCAGCUGAUGUGACCACAGCUUCAGAAGGAUUAUGGGUGAAGUACAUUAUAAAUGUCGCAAAAUUAUUCCAUGUUGACAGAGUAACAUUAUCCAAAAAUUCACAAUUUAAUUAAGAUAAUGAAAUUUAGUACUUCAUCUUCAAAAAAUUCAUGCCUCGGUGCUUUCAUACUGAUGUAUAUUUGUGAAAAGACGUGGCUCUCUGGUAACCUGAGUCACCAACUACAACUACAAUAAAACCUAUCAAACAAGAAAUCAAACCCUUACCGAAGAAUAAAAAUUCCCUCACUUCCAAAACAAAAGAAGUCAAUGUGGAAAACAUAUCAAUUUGAUAGAACUGCAUCUUUUAUUCCUAUACUGUGAACCAACAUUGUUACACUUACGUUCAUUACAAAACUGUUCUUAUGAUGUGUUUAUUACAAGUCAUGAACCAUCAAUUCGGUUUUAAAUAAAUGUAGUGACAUUAGUAUUAUUAAAAAGUCAGACCUUACUAAUCUUUGAGAAAUGCCUACCAGUAAACGAGAUUUAAGAAAAACAAUUGAUUUCCUCUAAAUGUCUUAAUUUCAUUGGGCGUUCUGUCACUAAAAGGGUGUUGCACAUUUUAUAUGAAAUUCAAUAUUAACUGAAUACUGCAAUUCCUCCUAAUUGAAGGAACCAGCCCUGUAAAUAUUACGCUAAAAUCUCUCUUUAAUGUAUAUUUGUUUUGUGCAAAAUCAAAGCAUAAUUCAUAAAACUUCUUAACAGCAUACCACAUUAAUACAUUCCGUAUACGAAUUCCUGAACAAAGUACAACAGCAUAAAAAUAAAUAGAAACAUACUACGCAUAUAACAUGUUUCAAUCUGCUGAAUGUUUGACAACUUUUAGUCAAGAAUGUAUGCCAUAAUCCGAUAUCAAUUAAUUUUUGCUUUGAUGUUGUUAUAAAAAAACUUAAUAAAACUUCAUUUACAGGAGCAAACUUUCCAUAUUCACACAUGGUAACGUAGAUAUUCAUGCGGUACUGCGAAACAUGUCUGAGAGAGUUCAAGUGUCGUAGAACACGAAGAAAUAAGUAAUUCGUACCAUCUAUCAUUUGUCAAAUAUAUUUUUAAUUCAGUAAAAUUUUGUAAUGUAAACAGAAAUGUUCAAUUAUUUAUUCACCAUAACGACAGUUCCAUAAACCCAAAAUUAAUAUCUUGACCCAGAGUUCAAGUUUUGGAGAACAGACACAAAUUAUGUAACAGAUUAAUGUCAGCCAUAAUUAAGCAAACACCUUCUUGCAGACAACUUUAUAAGCUUAUCUGUAUAAAAAUAUAUAUUUAAAACUGCAACCAAGGUGUAUUUUCCUUAUCAUUAUCAUCUCCACUUUCAUUAUCAGCUAAUUUCUGCUGACUAGAACAUUCCCAUCAGCAAGAUUACUUAUUAUAAUACAUAAAUGCAAAUUUGCAUAAAAUAAAAAUAUUUUUAUGUUA
This is a messenger RNA of Zootermopsis nevadensis, 3931 nucleotides long. RefSeq names its product pentraxin-related protein b6 (gene b6). The record is from RefSeq and is a predicted model, not a curated record. Lineage: Eukaryota; Metazoa; Arthropoda; Insecta; Blattodea; Termopsidae.